This is a messenger RNA of Rhodofomes roseus, 1695 nucleotides long. RefSeq lists its product as uncharacterized. Gene Ontology annotation, cellular component: nucleus. Gene Ontology annotation, molecular function: DNA-binding transcription factor activity, RNA polymerase II-specific; RNA polymerase II cis-regulatory region sequence-specific DNA binding. Gene Ontology annotation, biological process: regulation of transcription by RNA polymerase II. NCBI's taxonomy places the organism in Eukaryota, Fungi, Basidiomycota, Agaricomycetes, Polyporales, Fomitopsidaceae. The record is from RefSeq and is a predicted model, not a curated record. The coding region runs from base 1 to 1695 and encodes 564 amino acids. The transcript has 4 exons.
AUGCCUGUAUCACGCGUCAAUCUCCGCGACGGUGCUCGAAGACGGUCAUCUCUGGCUGCAGGUAUCCCGUACUUUAAGCCUGGACGGAACGCGUCUCCGGAGUUGUCCUCGCCGAACGUGACCUUCGCGCCCAAUGUCACCCCAAUCACCUACAACAUCGAAGACGACCUCUUCGACGGGAUCUUGCCGCCUGUAUCGCCCUCAACGCUGUUCCCUCCCAGCCAAUCGCCACCCCCUGAAAGCAAGCGCACAUCUGGCAAGCGCCGCUCGUUGGGCCAUAUCCCCCGACCGCCGAAUGCGUUCAUGCUCUUCCGAGCCGACUUCGUGCGUAAGAAGCAUAUCCCGGGUUCAAUCGAGACAAGCCACAUCUCGCUCUCGAAAAUCAUCGGUAACGUCUGGCGAGAACUUCCUUAUGAGGACAAGCAAUACUGGGUUCUAGAGGCCAAGAGGGCGAAGGCCGAGCACAAGCUGCAGUACCCGAACUACAAGUUCAGGCCCAUCCACAACAAGGACAAGAAGAAAGCACGCGACGCCAAGAAACCGCCUGUGCCCACCCCGGUGUCCGAGGACAUCGACCGCCGUGCUGGCGCCGUUGCGCAGAUGAUGCUUGGCGGGAAGAAGGGCGAGGAGCUCGCCAGCGCUGUGCGCGCGUGGGAGGCGCGGAAUACUAAUGCGCCAGACAUUUCUUUCGGCCACGCCGACCCGGCUGGGAUUCCCCUGUUCAACCCAAUGCCUCUCUACGCUGGUCACCGUCGCUCGUCGUCUGUGCCACUCCCUCCGUACACCCAGAUUGCCGUCCCGUCCAUCCCGUUCCUCGUCAACUCGUACGCCGGCGGCUCCCGCGCGCCCUCCCCCGUUGGCCACAUCUCGGGCAUUUCCCGCGGCUUCCUUGGCCAGCGUCGCUCGUCCAGCGUCCAGCCAGUCGCAUCACAAUCGUGGGCCUUCUCCGACGCUGUGUGGGACCAACCCCAGCAGCUCCAGUCGUACUCGCUGCAUCAGGUCCCGUCGCCGCUCCCUGAGCCCGAUCACUCGCUCUUCCAGAGCGAGUACCUGACGCAGGGUUCGAACGUUCUCUCUGGCCAGGCUGCCCAGAAGGACUUCUCGAACUACGCCCUCAACCACAGCCACCACGCCGAAGUCUCCCCCCUCGAGGGCAUUCCGCCGAUCUCGACCGACUUCUCCCAGUCUGCGAUGUCGUACUCUGCGUCGACCGCGGGCGAGCUGUACUCCGCGACGACCUACUCCACUGCGCCUUCGCCCGUCUCCGCCUACCCCUGCGGAGACUACUCUCAGGACUCGUACGUCAGCGCGGGCGUCGACCCGCUCGACCAAGCGCCAUGGCCGCCGAGCGGGUCGAGCUCCACGUUCUCGGGCUCUCCGGCGCUCACGGACCACUCGCUCGCGGACGGCGUCGUCGCGCCCCAGCCGCUGCACCCGAGCCAGCACGUCCAGCUGGAGAUGCAGGAGUGGUCCCAGAUGGAGGCGGCCCAGGCCCAGGAGGCGAUUGACCAGCAGACGGCGCAGUCGUUCGAGGAGAUCGUCUCGUCCUUGGAGGCCGACCCGCAGGUGCACGCUGCGGACGGAUACGACAUGUUCGCCGCACAGGGCUACGCCGCCGUUGCGGCGCCGGGCGACGCGUUCCCCGCGUACGACGACAUGGGCAUGGGCAUCAACAUGGACAUGGCUGGCUUCUAG